Molecule: messenger RNA, 1467 nt
Organism: Symbiodinium sp. CCMP2592
Lineage: Eukaryota; Dinophyceae; Suessiales; Symbiodiniaceae
Source: the annotation of a GenBank genome assembly
AUGGAACGCAAGACACUAGGUGAGGUCCUGAUGCCCAAAGCUUGGCUUCAGCCACUGGUAGCAGCACUCUUUGAUGCGAGCAGCGAGCAUGCAUCCGACGCUGCCCAGUUCCUGUUUCCGCACAAGGAGAUCUCGAUACUGCAGCUGCCUGGGCCCAAUCGGGUGGCAAAAACAUGCUUCGACGCCCACAUGCAGGCAGAGCUUGAUCCAAGAGAUGAAGCGAGCCGUAUGGCAGCUGAAGCAGAACAGGCACACACACAAUCGAGUGAUCCGGAUGCAGUCGCCCGGGAGGAACAGCACUUGCCCAAGGAGGCAAUCCCGUCCAGACAGGAUUGCCCAGAGAUACACUGCGAGAAGUGCGCCGAGUGCCCAUCGUGCCCCACUUGCCCCUCCUGUCCGCAUGGUUUUAGGCACCCGGAAGGUGAUGAAGGCACACCACCACCAGUCGCAGGGAAGGUGGUCUGCAACCGGAUGGAGAACAACUGCCCAUUCUGUCCGGCAUGCCAGUGUCCGGAGUGCCCUAAGAAGUGUCAGCCGUGCUUGAAUGGCAGCGCCCGAGGAAGCCGCAUCAGAGCUGCCUUGCACUGUGUCGGUAGCGGACCGUACGAGCAACUCUUGGGGCCCAGCGAACUGAGCCAGGCUGAUGUUGAAUGUGUGACACGGCGACAGCUACUUCUCCCGCCGGGAAGCGAUUGGGAGCUUGAGAGGCACAGAAUGCGGGCAGGACAUCGUUGUCGGCAUGGCUGGCCACAGGUGCUCGUGAUGGAUCCGCUACGUUCUUCUGGGAAGAUUGGGGACUUGAUGCGCCUCACAUGCCCGCUACUCGUGUCUGCCAUCGAUGACUACGAGGUCGUGGCAAUUGAGGCUUACAAUAAACGAGUGAAGCACGAUGACGACUGGCUGUCGCAGUUGCUGGCAACGCAUGAGGCACACAGAAGUCUGCGCCAAAGCUUCAUGUCCGAGCACGAGAACAAACUUCUCGAAGCGAGAAAGAUCAUGGGAAACCAGACGGUCGAUGUGAUCAUGUCUGCAGGUCUGGCUAACGUGAAGUUUUCCGUCAACUCCACUGAUGUAAAGUGCUUACAUGCACAAGUUGCUGACCUGCUUUCUCGAGGCAGCAAUGUGAUCGGACGGCAAGUGUUAAUCGACCUGACAGAGAUGGGCGUUCAAGUCGAAGCCACCACAAAGUGCUGUGAUUUUUGCAACGUUAGCAAGCCGCUCGAUCAGUCACAAUGGACCUUUGGCCACGCUAAGAACAAGGUGCCGAACGAUCCGCCGACUGUGAAGCUGGAUGCAAACGGCCAAGUGCAAGCUGCCGACGGCUCACCGGUGAACCCGCUUGUGCAGGCGAUCAACGACGACGUGAAAGAGCAUGCCAGUGGAGUCGGAGGCUACCUUGGGUGUGACGACCUGUUUAUGGAUCAAGGUGGGGAAAGAUGGUCCUUAGCUUGGUUCCUUAGCUGGUAG